This is a messenger RNA of Labrus mixtus (cuckoo wrasse), 525 nucleotides long. RefSeq names its product ral guanine nucleotide dissociation stimulator-like. The coding region runs from base 28 to 522 and encodes 164 amino acids. NCBI's taxonomy places the organism in Eukaryota, Metazoa, Chordata, Actinopteri, Labriformes, Labridae. The transcript is spliced from 2 exons. The record is from RefSeq and is a predicted model, not a curated record.
GUUCCGGCUGAGCACCGUCUGACUCCCAUGUCUGCGUGGGAGGUUCUGCCCACUCCCCUGUCUCUAUGGGAGGCCCUGCCCACUCCUAUGACUCCUGUGUCUCUGUGGGAGGUUCUGCCCACUCUUUUGUCUCCGUGGGAGGCCCCGCCCACUCCCGUGUCUCUGUGGGAGGCCCUGCCAACUCCUGUUUCCUCGUUGGAGGCCCUGCUGACUCCUGCACCCUCGUCGGAGGCCCUGCUGACUCCUGCACGCUCGUCAGAGGUCCUGCUGACUCCUGCGCACUCGUCGGAGGUCCUGCUGACUCCUACGCCGUCGUCUGAGGUCCUACUGACUCCUUCGCCUUCAUCAGAGGUUCUGCUGACUCCUGUCCCCUCGUCAGAUGCCCUGCUGAGUCCUGCGCCCUCAUCAGAGACUCUGCCCACUCCUGUGUCCUCGUCAGAGGACCUGCUGAGUCUGCCCAUUUCCGUGUCUCUGCAGACUCCUCCGGACCCCCUCCACCCACCCUGCUUUGUGUUCCCUUAGUGG